CAGAUCCUGCCCCGCCCCUGCUCCGUUGGCUGGCUCCAUUCCGGCUGGUGCCUCGGGCGGGACCACUCGGGCGGGACCAGAAGACAUGGGCACUACCUGGCGGAAUCCCGGCUGGGUGCGGUUCGCGCUUUGCCUCGCGGGCUUAGUGCUGUCUCUCUACGCUCUGCACGUAAAGGCGGCGCGCGCCCGGGACCGGGAUUACCGCGCUCUCUGCGACGUCGGCACCGCCAUCAGUUGUUCGCGCGUCUUCUCCUCCAGGUGGGGCCAGGGCUUCGGACUGGUGGAGCAGGUGCUGGGCAAGGACAGCGUCCUCAAUCAAUCCAACAGCAUAUUUGGCUGCAUCUUCUACACACUACAGCUGUUGUUAGGUUGCCUACGGGGCCGCUGGGCAUCUGUCCUGCUGGUGCUGAGUUCCCUGGUGUCUCUAGCUGGUUCUGUCUACCUGGCCUGGAUCCUCUUCUUCGUGCUUUAUGAUUUCUGCAUCGUUUGCCUCACCACCUACGCCAUCAACCUGGGCCUGAUGGUGCUCAGUUUCCGGGAGGUGCAGGGACCCCAGAGCAAGGUCAAGGAGCACUGAGCCCUCACCCCAAGCCAGGCCGACUUUAUCUGCUCUCCUUUGGCAUAUGACCCUUGCCCAAGGGGACUACAUCCAGAUCCUUAGAAGUGUCUGCAACUUGCCUCCUCCAUCCUCCCACACAGGACGAUGGACCAACCAUGCCGCACUGUCUCCUCCAUCUUAGUGUCUCUGGCUCUGUCCCCAAGGGCUGGUUCCCAAAGCUCCUGCUAUUGCUCAAGGAGGGAAGGUUCAGAGCAAUAAAAUUUCUUAAAUAAA
This is a messenger RNA of Phacochoerus africanus (Common warthog), 832 nucleotides long. RefSeq names its product vitamin K epoxide reductase complex subunit 1 (gene VKORC1). The transcript has 3 exons. The record is from RefSeq and is a predicted model, not a curated record. NCBI's taxonomy places the organism in Eukaryota, Metazoa, Chordata, Mammalia, Artiodactyla, Suidae. Gene Ontology annotation, biological process: vitamin K metabolic process; peptidyl-glutamic acid carboxylation. Gene Ontology annotation, molecular function: vitamin-K-epoxide reductase (warfarin-sensitive) activity. Bases 86 to 577 code for a protein of 163 amino acids.